Elephantulus edwardii (Cape elephant shrew) is the source of this 969-nucleotide messenger RNA. RefSeq names its product solute carrier family 25 (mitochondrial carrier; adenine nucleotide translocator), member 31 (gene SLC25A31). The transcript has 6 exons. Gene Ontology annotation, cellular component: mitochondrial inner membrane. Gene Ontology annotation, biological process: mitochondrial ADP transmembrane transport; mitochondrial ATP transmembrane transport. Gene Ontology annotation, molecular function: ATP:ADP antiporter activity. The record is from RefSeq and is a predicted model, not a curated record. NCBI's taxonomy places the organism in Eukaryota, Metazoa, Chordata, Mammalia, Macroscelidea, Macroscelididae.
AUGCAGCAUAAUUCUGGGGGGGGAAAGCAAGAGAAGAGGGACAAGCGGCUGUUUGAUGUCGUGUCCUUCGGGAAGGACCUGUUUGCGGGUGGGGUGGCGGCAGCGGUGUCCAAGACGGCAGUGGCGCCCAUCGAGCGGGUGAAGCUGCUGCUGCAGGUGCAGGCGUCGUCCAAGCAGAUCAGCCCCGAGGCACAGUACAAAGGCAUAAUAGACUGCCUGGUGCGGAUUCCUCGUGAGCAAGGGUUUUUCAGUUAUUGGCGUGGUAAUUUGGCAAAUGUUAUCCGGUAUUUUCCAACACAGGCUCUGAACUUUGCUUUUAAGGACAAAUACAAGCAAAUCUUUAUGUCUGGAGUUAAUAAAGAAAAACAGUUUUGGAGGUGGUUUUUUGCAAACCUGGCUGCUGGUGGAGCUGCUGGGGCAACAUCCUUGUGUGUAGUAUAUCCACUAGAUUUUGCCCGAACUCGAUUAGGUGCUGACAUUGGAAAAGGUCCUAAUGAACGGCAAUUCAAGGGUUUGGGUGACUGUAUUAUAAAAAUAGCAAAAUCAGAUGGAAUUGUUGGCUUAUACCAAGGAUUUGGUGUUUCAGUUCAGGGCAUCAUUGUAUACAGAGCCUCUUAUUUUGGUGUUUAUGACACAAUUAAGGGAUUAUUACCAAAACCAAAGGAAACCCCAUUUCUUAUUUCUUUUUUCAUUGCUCAAAUUGUGACUACCUGCUCUGGAAUACUUUCAUAUCCCUUUGACACAGUUAGAAGACGCAUGAUGAUGCAGAGUGGUGAGUCUGAACGGCAAUAUAGAGGAACGUUGGAUUGUUUUCUGAAGAUAUACAAACAUGAGGGAUUCAAAGCAUUUUUUCGUGGUGCCUUUUCCAAUAUUCUUCGUGGUACAGGAGGUGCUUUAGUGCUUGUAUUAUAUGAUAAAAUUAAAGACUUCAUUAAUAUUGACAUUGGAAGUAGUUCAUGAGGAGAUUAA